Molecule: messenger RNA, 4023 nt
Organism: Saccostrea cuccullata (small rock oyster)
Lineage: Eukaryota; Metazoa; Mollusca; Bivalvia; Ostreida; Ostreidae
Exons: 7
Coding region: 1-3666 (1221 amino acids)
Biological process (GO): negative regulation of translation; proteasome-mediated ubiquitin-dependent protein catabolic process; protein polyubiquitination
Molecular function (GO): translation repressor activity; ubiquitin protein ligase activity
Source: RefSeq, a predicted model, not a curated record
AUGUGUAAACAGACUCCUGUUAUUGAUGUAGAUAAUUAUGACACAAUGUUAUUUACAGAAGGAAAUCAACACAGGAUAAUAAAGUCACAGAGAAGAAAUAGAUGCCUGGUAUCAAUGAUGUAUAGAUUGGUGUUACAGGAAUCUAUCAGAGUGCCAGGUGUUAGUGGGUGUCGUCACAUUACCCACGUGACAUCAGACCAGGUCUGGAUCAGUGAUAAUAAAGGCAAUCUUAUACUGACAAACACCGCGGGUAAAAAACUACAUCAUGUGAAAGAUUUAAGUGAAUAUGAUACUGGAUUACAUACUGUGACUGGUGGUGGUGACUUAAUUUAUAAAGACAGUGACCGUAACAUCAUUAAACUGUCUAAAGAUCACAGAAUAAAGACCACAGUAAUACCUUAUAUAGCACCAUGGAGACCACAGUGUGUCUACAGCUCCCCCUCCACUGGACACCUGCUGGUCGGGAUGUAUAAUACUGAUACAGAUACAGGCCAGGUAAACCGUUACACCAACACUGGAGAACACAUACAGACCAUACAGCACAACAACAAAGGUCAGGGACUGUAUAGUGUACCUAGAUACAUCACAGAGAACCGCAAUGGAGAUGUUAUUGUGUCUGACCGGGACUGUGUAGUGGUGACAGACAGAGGAGGGAGACAUCGCUUCACCUACAGAGGUCCUCCAUCAGGAUCAGGACUAGCACCACAUGGAAUCUGUACUGACGCGCUGUCACACAUCCUGGUGUGUGAUUAUAACACCCACACAAUGCAUAUACUGGACAGUGACGGGCGACUCCUGUCACUGAUAGAGAGAGAACAACACGGGAUAGUCGGACCACGGGGCCUGAGUUAUGAUGACAGAACUCACUGUGUCUGGAUCGGAUCACUCUACAACACAGUGAACAUUUACAGACUUAUAACCGGGGACUCCCUGACUGAGUUUCUGAAAAAGGAGAAAACAACUGUUUUUCAUGCCCGAGGAAUACUUGUUGGAUGUGGUGAGGCUGGGAAAACAACACUACUGAAGCGAUUAAGAAAGCAAUGCCAGAAUCGUGGUGAAGUAACAGAGUCAACCUGGGGAAUAACAACACUGCUGAAGCUAUUUAGAGGGAAACGACAAAAUGUUGGUGAAGUUACAGAGUCCACCAGGGGACUGGAAGUCCAUCAACAUAUCUUCAUUGUUAGAGAUGGAAUUUUAGAAGUGGCAGAUGAUGACUCACCAUUGAAGACAUUUAUCAGGAUAAACACUGCAGAUUUGAUACCAGACCCAUCUAGUGCAUUUGACAUCUCCGAUACAAAUGAAGACAAUUUAGAACUAGAAAGUACUGAUAAAAGCUCUGAAGAAAUUUAUAGCAGAGAAGAAAAGAAAGAAAAAAAUGUUGAGAGGUCCAGUUCUCCAACUGAAGGCAAUGACGAACAGAAAGAAGAGAAUAUCGAAAUGUCCAGGUCACUAACUGAAGGAAAAGAAGAAGAGAAUAUAGUAGAAAUAAUGUCCAAUGUUCUCUCCUCAGAGGCACAAGCAAUGGUUAAGGAGGGACUUUUUGAAAAAAUCUUGUCUGAAAAAGAAAAGUUACCAACAGUCAGCAUGUUGGACUUUGCUGGGCAGUUGGCAUAUUACGCCUGUCACCAAAUUUAUGUAACACCAAAGGCCUUCUUCAUCCUUGUGUUGGACAUGACCAAGAGGUUUGAAGAGGUUGUCAGUAAAGAAAAAGAUAACCAGGAAGGAUCAAUCUUCUCUGUGUGGACUUACAAAGACUACUUAAAGUUCUGGAUAACCUCAAUCAAGACAUUUGGAGGCACUAAGGCACCAAUGUUUCUCGUUGUCACACACACAGAAAGAAAAUCUACUGAUGAGAUAGAGAAGUAUUUUGAGGAAUUCUGGGAGGCUGUACCAGCUGAGGACAGAAAUUGGUUAAAAGAAUCUCUUAAAGACCGUACAUAUACAGUGGGUCUAGUUAAACUUAAUGACAACACGAAAAGAAAUCUGGAUUCAAUGACAAAGUCCAUAGUUGAACUAUUUGCAAAUGAGAACAAUACAAAAAUUGAGUUGCCUUCUUCAUGGGCAUUAAUGGAGCAGUUAUUAUAUGAAGGAGCCUGGAAGGUUUUGCCCUUGAGUGAAAUUCGAAAGCUCAAUGCAUCCCUUCCCCUUGAAUACCAAAUUAAAAGUGAUGAGGAAAUGUCUGUGUUCUUAAAAUGUUUCCAUGACAAUGGCCUUCUUUUAUAUUAUGAUGAAGAGAAAUUGAGGGAGCAUACAGUACUAGACAUUCAGUGGUUUGCUAAGGCUUUCAGCAAGAUUAUUGCCGAUAAAAACCAUAUUAAUGAAGACUGCAAAACGAGAUUAAUAACAGAAUGGAAAUCCUUUAACAGAACGGGGGAACUGAAAGAUAAAGUGAUAGAUGCUCUAUGGAAAGAUGAAACAUCGUACUUGGAACACAAAAGUAAAAUAAUGUCGUACAUGGAGAAACUUCAAAUGCUGGUACCUUUGGACUCUUUUGAGGCUGUAUCAGAAGGCGACAUGUCAUGGUAUGUCCCAUGUAUGAAUAAAAAGCAGUUUAAGUCCGACUUUUGCGAGGGAAUGUGGGAAUGCUCCUCCAUUUUAUGCUUUCGAUUCACUUCUUUUGCCAUGUUUGUGUUCUACAGACUGGUAGCGUACUGCAUGAGUUUUCUAAAAUGGAGUGUUUCAAAAGACGAAGACCAUGAAGGAAGUCCUUGUCUUUAUCAAACAGCAGCAGUGUUUGAUCACAAUGAACACACGGUUGUUGUUGGCAUAUGCAAUGACGAUAUCCAGUUGCAAGUACUGAGAAUUACACCACUGACUAUAGACAAAGAUGUAUCAAAUGAAAUUGGGGAAUCCAUUGAAAAAGCCAUAGAAAAACUGACAGAAACAUUUAUUGGCUCCAAAAUAUUCCACAAAGGAUUCAAAUGUCAAAAAAAUAUUUGUGAUGAGAAAGAUUCAUCUUUCACCCUAGCAAGUGAGCUCUCCAAUAUCAAAACCGAAAAAGAAAUACAGUGCAAGUGUCAUCUUCUGGAGAAACAUGUGAUAAAUGUUCAAACGACUCUGAGAUACUGGGAAAAGGAACACCAAGAAGAGAAUAUAAUUGUUGAAGAAUCCGGUCAACCUACUGAUUUGAUUUUGAAUGCGGUGUCCAGAAAACUUCAUGGGAUUCCAUCCACCUCCCUGCUUGCUUCGACUUUUGGAGUCCAUAUAAAAGAAACAUCCAAUGUUGAAGAGGAUAGAUUUAGAAUUCUCUAUAAAUGGAAAUGCAAAAAUUCAGCACUGGAUCACCUAAGAGAGUUGGAGAGAAUUUUACGUGACGCUGAAGACGGAGAAGCCGCCGAUUACGUUGAGACUUUUCAGGUGUCAGACUUUGAAUGUAGUGAUAUAUCAAUGCCUGAACAACCUGUUUCAGAGAGUGACUUCGAUAUAUUAAAGGGAAACCUUUCAAAGGAUUACACGCAUUUGCUGAGAUUUUUAGGUCUGCCGCAUGUAUGUAUAGAACAGCUCGAGGAAGACAUGACAUUUGUUAAAGAAAGGAUGCAUAAAUCAUUCAUGAUAUUGAAAGAAAGACGUCCAAAUUUAAGCCGUAAGGACAUAUGUAGAGGUUUGAAGUUCAUAGAACGAAGCGAUAUCAUUGAUUUGCUGAAUAAGCAUUGGAAAUUUAAAUAGGACGCAAAAGAUAUGGAAUCGCAUAUAUAUAAAAUUCGGUAUAUUACAUUUUGUAAGGACCCAUGCAUUGCAUACCUGUGUAGAGCAUUCAUAGAAAUAAUAACUGAUGACUAGUUAUAUCAUAUACAUGUAUAUAAUCAUAAACUAGGCGGGACACACAGUCCGUAUGCCAGACCAUCGACUCCCCAAGAAACUUAACUUAGGUGAACUACUGGAAGGAAAGUUUGCCCCGUGGUGCCACCCAAAAAUGAUUCUAGGACAUCCUAAAGGCCUCCUUCAAGGCAUUCAGUGUCAACCAUGACUCACUGGAAGUUGCAGCACAAGUCAGGUGUGGGUGGAGAGCCGCAGUUCACAUUG